Molecule: messenger RNA, 1665 nt
Organism: Microthlaspi erraticum
Lineage: Eukaryota; Viridiplantae; Streptophyta; Magnoliopsida; Brassicales; Brassicaceae
Source: the annotation of a GenBank genome assembly
AUGUUACUCCGAAUUUCUCUCCAGCAAGUUAAGAACAAUCUCAGACCUUUGAGGCCUAUUCGAAUAUUAUCAACAUCGCCGGAGCUGUCUACUCACCAACCGAAACCUCCGAGAGUGCAAAAUCUGAUUGGAGGUUCUUUCGUUGACUCUCAAUCAUCAUCGUUUAUCGAUGUUAUAAACCCUGCUACGCAAGAGGUUGUUUCUCAAGUUCCAUUAACAACAAGCGAUGAGUUUAAGGCGGCUGUAUCAGCUGCGAAGCAAGCAGUUUCGUUCAUGGAGAAACACACCGAUUACUACUCCGCAGCGCGUUAUGCUGAAGUUUCAAGAGCUUAUACCAAAAAUAUGGACAAACUUGCUAUGAACAUUACGACCGAGCAAAGGAAGACCUUGAAGGAUGCGCAUGGUGAUAUCUUCUGUGGACUAGAGGUUGUGGAGCAUGCGUGUGGAAUGGCGACACUACAGAUGGCUAUGAUUCCUUUAUGGAUGUUUCCCGUUGCUGUGACAUGUGGUAAUACCUUUGUUCUGAAGCCAUCAGAGAAGGAUCCUGGUGCUUCUGUAAUGCUUGCUGAGUUGGCAAUGGAAGCUGGAUUACCUGAUGGAGUUCUCAAUAUCGUUCACGGCACCAAUGAUACUGUGAAUGCUAUCUGUGAUCACGAGGAUAUAAGGGCUGUUUCUUUUGUUGGCUCAAACACUGCCGGAAUGCAUAUAUAUGCAAGAGCAGCGGCUAAAGGCAAACGUAUUCAGUCAAAUAUGGGGGCGAAAAAUCAUGGAGUUGUCUUGCCUGAUGCCAACGUUGAUGCUACUUUAAACGCGCUACUUGCUGCUGGGUUUGGUGCUGCUGGACAGAGAUGCAUGGCACUGAGUACAGUAGUCUUUGUUGGAGAUUCAAAAUCAUGGGAGGAUAAACUCGUUGAGAGAGCCAAAGCCCUUAAAGUCACAUGUGGGACGGAACCAGAUGCAGACCUUGGUCCUGUGAUCAGUAAGCAGGCCAAAGAACGGAUUUGCCGCUUGAUUCAGUCUGCUGUGGACGAUGGUGCCAAAUUGCUGCUUGAUGGAAGAAAUAUUGUGGUUCCAGGAUACGAGAAAGGGAAUUUUAUCGGUCCUACCAUUUUAUCUGGUGUUACCCCAGACAUGGAGUGUUACAAGGAGGAGAUAUUUGGCCCUGUUCUUGUAUGCAUGGAGGCAAGCAGCUUUGACGAGGCCAUAGACAUAUCAAACAGAAACAAGUACGGGAACGGUGCUGCAAUUUUCACAUCAUCUGGUGCAGCGGCGAGGAAGUUCCAGAUGGAAAUAGAAGCAGGACAGAUCGGUAUCAAUGUACCAAUCCCGGUUCCAUUACCGUUCUUCUCCUUCACCGGGAACAAGGCUUCCUUUGCAGGCGAUCUGAAUUUCUAUGGCAAAGCAGGAGUUGACUUUUUCACUCAGAUAAAGACGGUGACACAACAGUGGAAGGAUAUUCCAACUUCAGUAUCUCUUGCAAUGCCUACAUCGCAAAAGACGCAUUUCAUCUGUGUACAGGAACUAGAGCUUGUGCAGAACAAGAUGAGCACCAUACUGUGGGUGAAUUGUGAUGACUGUUGUAAGGCGCAUGAACAUAAGACGGAGAUAGCUCGAAAGAGAAUCUCUGUAGAAUCAAUGCCGGCGCCAUCUUUGCCUCCAACAUAG